Molecule: messenger RNA, 1140 nt
Organism: Gopherus flavomarginatus (Mexican gopher tortoise)
Lineage: Eukaryota; Metazoa; Chordata; Testudines; Testudinidae
Product: zinc finger and SCAN domain-containing protein 20-like
Exons: 2
Coding region: 50-691 (213 amino acids)
Source: RefSeq, a predicted model, not a curated record
UUAUGUUCCCCGGGAAUUUUAAAAAUCCCCUUCUUGUUUGCUCAGCCAGAUGUGGAGUGCUAUCAGUGAAUCUUUCCAGGUGACCAUGCCUCCAUGCGCCAAACGAGCCCUAGCAUGGAGCAAUGGCGAGUUGCUGGACCUCAUCAGUGUUUGGGGGGAGGAAGCUGUCCAGUCCCAGCUGCACUCCAGCUGUAGGAAUUACAAUUCCUUUGGUCAGCUAUUAAGGGCCAUGAUGAAAACGGGACAUGACCAGAACGCACUGCAGUGCAGGAUUAAAGUGAAGGAGCUGUGGAAUGCCUACCACAAAGCCCACGAGGCAAACUUCUGCUCCGGUGCUGCCCCCACAACCUGCCAUUUCUACAAAGAGCUGGACGCGAUACUUGGGGGUGACCCCACCUCCACUCCGAGCACCACCAUGGACACUUCAGAGCAGGGGGAGGAGGAGGAGGAGGAAGGUGGGAGUGAGGGUGUUAGGGUGGGGGGAGACACCCCAGAAUCCCUGAAGGCAUGCAGCCAGGAGCUCUUCUCAAGCCAGGAGGAAGGUAGCCAGUCACAGCGGCUGGUACUUGGUGGAGGACAAACAGAAGAGCAUGUUCCCAAUGCAACCUUGAAAUCUCAGCUGUCAUGUUAUCACUGGCUGAGAGACUGCAAAAACUCCGGAAGAGACCGCAAAAAAGCAAAGAAGACAUGAUGCACAAAGUGAUGCAUCAAUAUCUCUUACAGAGAAUCACAAAACACAGGAGUGAAGGGAGAGUGAAAGCAGGAUCUGCAAGGAAAAAGCAGUGCACUGGAAGCAAAGCACGGAACAGCUGAUAAGCAUCCUGGAGCACCAAAUGGACUUUAUCCAGGCGCUCGUAGCCAUACAGGUGGAGCACUACCAUGUCUGCCCCCCCUGCAGCCCUUGUCCCAAAACUCUUUCCCUUGUGCCUCUAUGUCACCUCCAACCCACUUUCCCCAACAUCCGAGUACUUACUGCCACCAGCUGCCUCCAACACCUGUAUCUUCACCAACCAACCCUGAGAACUACAACCCUUACCCUCUGCACUCCAUCCUCAUCGCCAUGCAGUAUAGCCAUCCUGAAGUGCAGCACUCAUUGCACAGCACUCCAGACAGGACAUAUGCAAAUCUGUGAUUGAACCG